GCUGCUUCUGCUGAGGCUGGUCUGCCUGAAGCCUCCCAGGAGAAAGGAGAAGCCAGGUGGGAAUGGAGAGAGCGAGGAAGCCUGUAGGGUCCAGCGUCAAAGAGAAUCAUGGGGUCCAGGGCUGAGCUGUGGACUCUCUUAGGCGGAUUCUUCUUCCUCCUGCUACUGAUAUCAGGCGAGGGGGCCAAGGGUGGAUUCCUCAGAGAGAGUCAGGGAGUCUGCUCCAAGCAGACACUGGUGGUCCCGCUCCGCUAUAACGAGUCCUACAGCCAACCAGUGUACAAGCCCUACCUGACCUUGUGCGCUGGGAGGCGCAUCUGCAGCACUUACAGGACCACGUACCGCGUUACGUGGCGGGAGGUGAGGCGGGAGGUGCAGCAGACCCAUGCAGUGUGCUGCCAGGGCUGGAAGAAGCGGCACCCGGGGGCACUCACCUGUGAAGCCAUCUGCGCCAAGCCGUGCCAGAACGGAGGCGUCUGCGUUAGGCCUGACCAGUGCGAGUGCGCCCCCGGCUGGGGAGGGAAGCACUGUCAUGUGGACGUGGAUGAAUGUAGGACCGGCAUCACCCUCUGCUCGCACCGUUGUCUUAACACCGCAGGCAGCUUCACCUGCGGCUGCCCGCACGACCUAGUGCUAGGCCUGGACGGGCGCACCUGCACGGAGGGGUCCCCAGAACCCCCAACCAGUGCCAGCAUACUCAGCGUGGCCGUUCGGGAGGCGGAAAAAGACGAGCGCGCUCUGAAGCGGGAGAUUCGCGAGCUGCGAGGGCGCCUGGAGCGGCUGGAGCAGUGGGCCAGUCAGGCUGGGGCCUGGGUCCGAGCGGUGCUGCCCAUGCCGCCUGAAGAGCUGCAGCCAGAACAGGUGGCUGAGCUGUGGGGCCGGGGUGACCGGAUCGAAUCUCUCAGCGACCAGGUGCUGCUGCUGGAGGAGAGGCUAGGUGCCUGCUCCUGUGAGGACAACAGCCUGGGCCCUGGCCUCAGUCAUCGAUAAGAAGCCUCUACAGCACCCCUAAUUUAUACAGAAGCCAGACCCACUAAUCCUCUGGGAUUGGCCGACUGUGAGCUGCAGAUAAGGCUAUCAACCACCAAAGAGCAAUGAACAAUGGAAACUUCAGAGAGCUGAAGAAAGGGGGAGGCCUGUGUUCUGGGCCCACCCCUGAGUCUUCUGGCUGGGGGCAGGUUGCCUGGGCAAGAACUGCUUCUUCGAUUCCUUAACAAAUGCAACCACCAAGCACCCAGAUCUUUCUCUCUCUCUCUUUAUUUUCAGUUUUUUGCUGUUAUCCAGAUAAUUAAUAAAAACCAACCACGCAAAACUGGGUCCCACCCUCUCCUUUUGCUCCCAGCCUACCUCCCCAGUUGUGGGAACAGGUCUGGAGCGAGAGGCAGGGAAUGGCUAAUGCCACCGGGAAGAAAUGAAAACUGGCUCAGAGAGGGGGAAGCCUCAACAGAAAAAGAAAUAAAUUAAAAGCCCUCCUAUCCCCUCCAGCCAGGGUUUGUUCCUUUCCCCAACUCCCCAGGGGGCAGAAGUGAGCGCAGCACCCGAUGUCUGCUUCUUCCCCUUGUGUCUGGUGAAAUGGUGCAGCAGGGCUGCAGGGGGCUGAGUGGGGUCAGGUCCACUGAAGAACUGUACCAUGGGGACAAAGAAAACCAGAAAUGUGGAGACUGAACUGGUAUCCCAGAGAGUACACAACCCUGGGCAUCUGGGCAAGGGCAGGCAUGAGACCUCUGAAUUAGAAGGGUCCAGCCCCCACUGACGGGAGGCUACACUGGGAGGGAAGGUGAAGGUGCUGAGGAAAGCUCCCAGGAUGAGCCUGGGAGGACUGCUCCAGGUAUCAGCUUCCAGCCACAGGGCGAGAAGUCCUCCUCACAUGGAUGAGUCCAUUGAAUCCAUGGACUUUGGGGUGGGGGAGAAUUGUUCCACAGAAUGGAUGAGUCCACUGGCCAAUGUGGAGUAGAGGGGGAGAGAAGACCACACAGGAAGAGACUCCACUGGGGAUGGAAUGUUCCCCACCCUUGUGUAGGCUGAGUCACUGGAGAUGAGGGGGAGGCAACUGUCCCACAGACAAAACAGUAGGAGGUGGGAGUCAAGAGUGGAGACUGCACGGAGGCAGGAGUCCAUGGAUGGGGCCAAGAGGGGGCAGGAGUGGCGCUGUAUCCACAUUCACUUCAGAAGUUGAAGAUUCCAAAGAGGAGAAUAAGUGGGGAGAGGGGAGACAAGGAAGAAGGUUUGGCCCUGCUUCAGGGCCCACUGGGUGGGUAGGUGUGGGGAAGAAGAUGGGGACAGAUGGGAGGAGAGCUCAGAGCCAGGGUUCACCCACCCCCGCCAGGCUUCUUCAGAUAGUCACCACCACCCCGGCCAUCGGUGGAGAUUUCCCGGAAAACAGUGAGCAUGGAGUGCCGGACUCUGUCAGCCAGAGCUGGGACGUCAUCUGGUGUCAGCCCUUCUGUGGGCACUGGGGGCAGCACCCGCACCUGACAUUGUCCUGGGGC
Macaca mulatta (Rhesus monkey) is the source of this 2489-nucleotide messenger RNA. It is a transcript of the gene EGFL8, whose product is annotated as EGF like domain multiple 8. Gene Ontology annotation, biological process: anatomical structure development. Gene Ontology annotation, cellular component: cell surface; extracellular region. Lineage: Eukaryota; Metazoa; Chordata; Mammalia; Primates; Cercopithecidae. The record is from RefSeq and is marked provisional. Gene Ontology annotation, molecular function: signaling receptor binding; calcium ion binding.